This is a messenger RNA of Musa acuminata subsp. malaccensis (wild Malaysian banana), 2485 nucleotides long. Its product is annotated as serine/threonine-protein kinase D6PK. Gene Ontology annotation, biological process: protein phosphorylation. Gene Ontology annotation, molecular function: ATP binding; protein serine/threonine kinase activity. The record is from RefSeq and is a predicted model, not a curated record. Gene Ontology annotation, cellular component: nucleus; cytoplasm; plasma membrane. NCBI's taxonomy places the organism in Eukaryota, Viridiplantae, Streptophyta, Magnoliopsida, Zingiberales, Musaceae.
GUUUUUGGGGGUGCGCGAACUGCACAUUUCUGGUAUUUGGCUGCAGCCCUUCACGGCUACUUACUACUAAUGCGCCAAUUCUCACACUCCUCUCACAUCACUCGACUUUCUUAUCACCUUUCCCCUCUCUCUCUCUCUCUCUCUCUUUGUGGAUACUGUUGACUGAGGAUUGGGGGAAUGGACAGGUAGAUCUCCCAUCCGAGCAGCCAAGAGGAGCCCUAAAGCUGAAAUCUUUGGAAACUAGGAGUCGUGCUGGUACAGCAGCAUCUCAUUAGCCAGAAGGAACCCUAACGACCGCGAUCUUGGGGAAUUAGACAUCCUCUGGUGUACCUAUUGAUGGGUUAAAGUUGAAGAGCUUCUUCAGCUUUAUGAAGUACAUAUUCCAUGGUAUUUGUUGAAUAAGUAUAAAACUGACUGUUUGGAUUAAUGGCUUCAAAGACACUUUCCAAACCUCUCUCAGAACAGCAACACAAGGUACCUGGUAGCCAAGUAGUUGAAAAGGCUUCUUUGCAACCUUCACCUCUACAGUUACCUGAUCCAAGCAAACUGGAGUCUGAUACACCAACAAGGUUGCCAAAAUCUAUGCAGCAGAGCACACAAAAGCCUAAAACUGAACAAGUUUUGGAGGGCCAAAAUUUGGAUCACCAACAAAAGGAAGCUGCUAACCUUUCAACGAACGAAACCACUCAAAAGGUUGCCAGAUCUCUAGAGCAUAUUUCCUUGGAUACAUCUUCCAAUACUAUGAAGCAAUCCGUCCAACAAGGUGAUGUCAACGAGCUGCUUCAGUUGAACGGGACGGUGAGUUUGGAAACCAACAGAUAUGAAGAAAAGAAAAACUCUGGGCAGGGCAGUGAGAAAUAUAGCUCAGCUUCUGCUAAAGUUAGUGAUGGAACCAGCAGUCUGACAAAGACUAGUGGAAGUGCUAAAAUAAGUGACCGGAUUGAUAGCGGCAAGAGUAGUAUGUGCAGGGGCAGUACAAGCAGUGAUGUUAGCGACGAUAGCACUUGUAGCAGCAUAAGCAGCAGCAUCAACAAGCCUCACAAAUCAAAUGAUUCAAGAUGGGAAGCGAUCAAAACGAUAAGGGCUAGAGAUGGAAUUCUUGGUUUGAAUCAUUUCAGGCUACUGAAGAAGUUGGGUUGUGGAGACAUAGGUAGUGUCUAUUUGUCAGAGUUGAGCGGGACAAAAUGUUAUUUCGCAAUGAAGGUUAUGGAUAAACAAUCUCUAGCAAGUCGUAAGAAGCUGCAUAGAGCCCAGACAGAAAGGGAGAUAUUGCAAUGUCUUGAUCACCCAUUUCUUCCAACAUUGUAUACUCACUUUGAGACAGACAAGUUUUCAUGUUUGGUAAUGGAGUUCUGUCCAGGAGGGGAUCUGCACACACUUAGACAGAGGCAGCCUGGAAAAUAUUUCUCAGAACAAGCUGCCAAGAUUUACAUAGCGGAGGUCCUCCUUGCUCUAGAAUACCUGCACAUGCUGGGCAUUAUCUAUCGUGACCUGAAGCCAGAGAAUGUCCUUGUCCGAGAAGAUGGCCACAUCAUGCUCUCUGACUUUGACCUCUCCCUCCGUUGUGCUGUUAACCCCACCCUCGUCAAAUCCUCCAACCCCAACUCUGAGUCCUUCAGAAGAAACAACCCUGUUUACUGUGUUCAGCCUGCGUGUAUCGAACCAUCCUGUGUCCAACCUUCUUGUGUGGUCCCAACAACAUGCUUCUCCCCUCGGCUUUUUUCCUCAAAGUCCAAGAAACAACAGAAACAGAAGUGUGAUACUGGAAACCAGGUCAGCGCACUCCCUGAACUCGUUGCAGAGCCUACAGAUGCAAGGUCUAUGUCAUUCGUUGGUACCCAUGAGUACUUGGCCCCUGAGAUCAUCAAGGGAGAGGGGCAUGGUAGUGCAGUGGAUUGGUGGACGUUUGGCAUCUUCCUGUAUGAGCUUUUGUUCGGGAAGACACCCUUCAAGGGCUCAGGCAACCGUGCUACACUGUUCAAUGUGGUGGGUCAACCAUUGCGAUUUUCAGAGUUUCCAGUCGUAAGCUUCGCUGCCAGGGAUCUCAUUAGGGGAUUGCUUGUCAAAGAUCCGCAACACCGGCUUGCUUAUAAACGUGGGGCUACAGAGAUAAAGCAACACCCGUUCUUUGAGGGUAUCAACUGGGCCUUGAUAAGAUGUGCAAGUCCUCCCGAGAUCCCCAAGCCCUUCGAAAUCGCUCGGCCCCUAGGGACUGCAGCAUCAGCAAGCCAGAAGGCCAGCCUCACCUCUGAGAAAGGUUCUGAUAACUACCUGGAAUUUGAUUUCUUCUAGUGAGCUUUCAAAACUGGAAUUCUUAUCGUAUUUAGGGCAAGUGUAGAGCUUCUGAAUGCUGUUUAGAAUCUCAGUGAUCUUCUUCUAUACAUGUUGUGAUUCUGCUUGUAUUUCUAUUGUUGUUUUCUCAACUCGACUGUAUGGGUUCUACAUCUGUAAGCAAUGGAUGCUAGAGUUCCUACAUUUCUGUGAA